Molecule: messenger RNA, 1098 nt
Organism: Corylus avellana
Lineage: Eukaryota; Viridiplantae; Streptophyta; Magnoliopsida; Fagales; Betulaceae
Product: adenine phosphoribosyltransferase 1
Biological process (GO): adenine salvage
Cellular component (GO): cytosol; cytoplasm
Molecular function (GO): adenine phosphoribosyltransferase activity
Source: RefSeq, a predicted model, not a curated record
GACUAUUAGUCAUCAUUCACAAUCCGCAGAAUCAGAAAACAAGGGGCCACUUAAACCAGCGACGACGCCCAAUCUUUCCUACUUGCACUGUGUCAUUUAAUAGCGUCGAAGUCAAUUAUGCAAAAAGCCUCACUUCUCUUCUCCUCAAACUCACUCGCUCCGUUGCCAUGCACCUCCCGCCGGCCACUCGUCCCUCCUUUCCGACGGUUCCUGGCUUCCCCUUGCGCCCAAUUAUCACUCACCCGCUCGCAGAGCUGCCGUUUCGCCGCUCUCUCCCCUCCUCUGCGCUGCAAUGCGACUGGCUCGGUGAAACGACAAGAAAUGGCUUCUCAGGAUGCCCAAGAGGGCCAAGAUGGUCGCGUAGCGAGAAUUGCCUCGGCCAUCCGAGUCAUCCCAGACUUUCCUAAGCCAGGGAUUAUGUUCCAAGAUAUAACCACCUUGCUUCUUGAUACCAAGGCAUUCAGGGACACUAUUGAUUUGUUUGUUGAGAGGUACAAAGACAAAGACAUCUCUGUGGUCGCAGGUAUUGAAGCUAGGGGUUUUAUAUUUGGCCCUCCCAUUGCAUUGGCUAUUGGGGCAAAGUUUGUUCCUAUGAGAAAGCCCAAUAAGUUGCCUGGGGAGGUUAUUUCGGAAGAGUAUUCUUUGGAGUAUGGAACAGACACAAUGGAGAUGCAUGUAGGGGCUGUACAAGCAGGAGAACGUGCACUGGUAAUAGACGAUCUCAUUGCAACUGGGGGAACCUUGUGUGCUGCACUCAGGCUACUUGAGCGUGUUGGAGUGCAUGUGGUCGAGUGUGCAUGUGUCAUUGAAUUGCCAGAGCUGAAGGGCCGGGACCGAUUGGGAGACAAACCGUUGUUCGUUCUUGUUAACGCAGCUUGAUCUAGUGUGUCUGAGGUAGUCCAGCUUGUUUCUUGGCUAUAUGAUUUCAUAAAUGGUAAGAGUUGUUGAAGCUAGAGAUUUUAGAAGACCACCUUGAUUAAAGGGGAAAGUUGGGUGGGGUAAUAAAAAGGUUUGUUUGUGGUUGAUGGUGGAAGAGCUGCAAUCAGUUGAUAUUGAAUGAUAUAAGCAGUAAUAAAUUUGUUGUGGAUUUUUUCUUUA